AUGUGGGACCAAGAUAUUAUAGCUGAUAACAGAAAUGAUAAUUCUAAUUCCGAUUAGAAUAACAAAGACUAAACCAAAAAGCCUGUAUUAGUACUUGAUACUAAUGCAUUUAUCAAAUGCUUAGAUUUAUAAUCUCUUUACAAUAAAUAUGAUUUAUACACAACUUAAGAAGUUAAGUUUGAAAUCCGUGAUAAGAAGGCUAGAGAAAAAUUCUUGACUCUACCUUUUGAUAUUUUGGUUAAAGACCCAUCAAAAACAGCUGUAGCUGCUGUAAGAAAAUUUGCCACUACCACUGGUGAUAUAGCUAGUUUGAGUUCUGUUGAUAUUAAUGUAAUCGCUCUCUGUUACACCUUCGCUGAAGAAAAUAAAACUGCCGAUUUAUUGAGAAAAGAACCUCCUGAGAUCAAGGAAGCCUUUGCUUAAAAAAAUGUUCAAGACGGUUUAGAAUCUCUCACUUUAGAAGAACAGUAGCAAAAUCAAAACUAAGAAUAGAAGUAAGAACAAGGUGAAUAAAAAGAAUUAAAGGAAGAUAGUAAUGAAAAUUAAGAUAAUGAUGAAGAUUAUGAAGAUGAUGAUUAAGAAAAAAAAGAUGAUAAAGACGAUGAUGAUGGAUGGAAUGUUGUCCCAGUUAAAGAAAAAAAGAAAGUAAUAAGCAAACCUAAGAAUGAAUUUGGAACUGGUUGGAAUUUUGUAGGACCUAAAACUAAUGAAGAAAAAUAAUAAUAAACUUAAGAAAAAGAAAAUGUUGAAGGUGAAUAAAACAAGGAAGCAGUUUAAGAAUAAAAAAAUUAAAAGCCAAAGAAGCAAAAAGAUGAAGAAAGUGAUGAUGAAGAUGAUGGCGAAGGUUGGAUUAACACUGAAAACAUUCACUUAUACAAAGAAUAAGGUAACUAGAAGCUCGAAAACACUGGCAGCUAAAUUGGUGUUUCUAUCUUGACUGCUGAUUUUGCCAUGCAGAAUGUUGCAUUAUAAAUGGGUAUUCCUUUAGUUUCUAUAGAUGGUAUGUUAAUCACUAGAGCCAAGCGUUUUAUUUUAGAGUGCUUUGGUUGCUAACAUUUAUGCAAAGAAAUGACAAAAAAAUUCUGUCCAAAGUGCAAAAACCCUACUUUACUUAAGGUCUCUUGCAGCUUUGAAGCUGAUGGCUCAAUAAAAUUAUACAGAAAGAAGGGAUUCAAAUUAAAUACUGCUGGUUUCAUUUAUUCCAUUCCAAAGCCUUAAAUUGGUAAACAAGCUAACAAUAUUGUUUUAAGAGAAGAUGAUUUAUUAAAGGGUAAUAAAUUAACAUAAUGUAAGAUAGCCUAAAAAUAAUAAGAAAAAGAAUUUAGUAGAAAUAUGUUAGAGUUUGAAAAUGGUUUCACUUUAGAUGAUAUCAAGCACAAGCAACACCAUAACCAUAAUUUAGAAUUCGGAUAUGGUAGAUUAAACCCCAAUAAUGUAUCUCAAAUGAAAAGACAUAAGAGAAAGUGA
Molecule: messenger RNA, 1467 nt
Organism: Tetrahymena thermophila SB210
Lineage: Eukaryota; Ciliophora; Oligohymenophorea; Hymenostomatida; Tetrahymenidae
Product: nin one-binding Zn-ribbon-like protein
Exons: 5
Biological process (GO): maturation of SSU-rRNA; ribosomal small subunit biogenesis
Cellular component (GO): preribosome, small subunit precursor
Molecular function (GO): RNA endonuclease activity
Source: RefSeq, a predicted model, not a curated record